AUGGCCAUCAUAACCAUCGAUAUCAUCUCCGACAUUGUGUGCAUGUGGUGCUUCAUCGGCAAACGCCGCCUUGACAAAGCCAUCCAUCUCCACAAAAAGACCUACCCCGGCGGUAGUGCCGAUAAAGUCGUGAUUACCUGGCACCCAUACUACCUACAACACAACCCAUCGCCACACAGCGUGGAGAAGAGAGUCCUCGCGGAUAAAAAUCUCGCGCACAUGACGCCCGAGGAGCGAACAGGGCUCAUGAAUCGAAUGGACCAGAUCGGACGCGCGGUUGGAAUUCGACUCAACCAUCACGGCAAGAUUGGGAGCACCAGGGAUGCGCAUCGCUUAAUUCUACUCAGUCAGAUUGAGGACAAGAAGAGGGACCAGAGUCAUAGUGGUGAGCUGCAAGAUGCCAUGGCAGAGAAGCUCUUCCAGGCGUAUCAUGAGCAGGCGAAGGAUAUCUCAGAUCGGGAGGUGUUGAGAGAGAUUGGUCGGGAUGUGCUAGGGUUGCAGGCAGCGGAGGUGGAUGCGUGGUUGAAUGAUGAGGAUAAUGGCAGGAGGGUGGACUAUGAGGCACAGCGGAAUCGCGAGCAGGUGAGCUCAGGAGUGCCAGUUUUUUUGAUCCAGGGGAAGGAGCACCGUGUGGAUGGGGCGCAGGAUAUCGAGGAUUUCAUGGAGCUCUUUGUGAAGAUUAGAGAGUCGACUUAG
Messenger RNA from Aspergillus steynii IBT 23096, 696 nucleotides. Its product is annotated as DsbA family oxidoreductase. Lineage: Eukaryota; Fungi; Ascomycota; Eurotiomycetes; Eurotiales; Aspergillaceae. The transcript is spliced from 2 exons. Gene Ontology annotation, molecular function: oxidoreductase activity. The record is from RefSeq and is a predicted model, not a curated record. The coding region runs from base 1 to 696 and encodes 231 amino acids.